AUGGAACAAAAAAUUAAAACCCUUUUAUUUUUUAAAGUUUCUAUGUUUAUCCUUUUAAGUUGGAUAUAUCAUUUUUACAUUUUUAAGAGUACGUAUAGUAAACUUUUGGUUGAAUGCUAUAAUCAUCAUAGAAUAUUAUAUAGAACAAAUUAUCGUAUACUAGCAAUAUAUAAUCAGGAUAAGGAUUCAUGUGUUGUAUGUUUAAGAGAACAGAUACCAAAUGGAGGAAACGAUAAAAAAGGAAUAACUAACAAUGAUAAGUGUUCCACAGAGAAAAAGAAAAUAUUAAACGGAAGUUUACCACAAAGUGCAAGAGGACGCAAAAAAGAUAUAAAAAAUAAAUCAUAUUUAUUUGAAACAAAAAAAUAUUCGUAUUUAGAAAGAAAGAUAUUCAAGGAUCUUGAUUAUGAAAAUUUUCUUAAAAAUAACAAGACAAUUAGCAAUAAAGUUUACAAAAAAAUUAUACGUAAAAAACUCGUAUCACUAAAUUCACCUUUUAUGUUAUUGUUUUUAUUGUUAUUAAUAGGAUUUAUAUUAGAUUUAUAUGUUAAUUGUGGGCUUAUACGUGGGAUGGUUAAGACAUUGACUUUAAUUGUACCUGGAUGGUUUGGUCACUUAAAUAAUAUGUUGAAGACCUCCAAUUUAAGUUGGUUGUUCCAGUCUACGGAAAAAGUACAAGAUUUAAUAAAGAAAUUAUUCAGAACUAGUCGAAGUGGACCAUGGAAUGUACAGAUGGUAGAUGAAUAUACUUAUGUUCCGUAUUUUUUUGUCUUAGUUAUAUAUAUUAUACCUUUAAUUAUAUUAGGUAUCACACUUAUAUUAGGAGUUUUUUAUUAUCAUAAGAAAGUUAUGAAAUAUGAAAAAAUUAAAUUAAGGAAAAUAUAA
Messenger RNA from Plasmodium malariae, 885 nucleotides. RefSeq names its product fam-l protein. The coding region runs from base 1 to 885 and encodes 294 amino acids. The record is from RefSeq and is a predicted model, not a curated record. Lineage: Eukaryota; Apicomplexa; Aconoidasida; Haemosporida; Plasmodiidae. The transcript is spliced from 2 exons.